This is a messenger RNA of Penicillium pulvis, 1371 nucleotides long. RefSeq names its product putative extracellular protein. The coding region runs from base 1 to 1371 and encodes 456 amino acids. The record is from RefSeq and is a predicted model, not a curated record. Lineage: Eukaryota; Fungi; Ascomycota; Eurotiomycetes; Eurotiales; Aspergillaceae. The transcript has a single exon.
AUGAAGGGUGCUCUUCUCUACAGUUUGUUGGCCGGCACGGCUACGGCCCACAUGCAAAUGAUGAAGCCCUACCCCAUCCGCAGCCCACUGAACAAGGACUCUACGGGCCAGAAGGACUACUCGUACACCAACCCACUGCAGGCCUCAGGCUCAGACUAUCCUUGCAAGGGCUAUGCCAAUGAUGAGUUCGAUUCACAGGCCUCCUACUCGCAGGGCCAAUCCUACACCAUGGAGCUGGACGGCAGCGCAACCCACGAUGGUGGUUCCUGCCAACUUGCUCUGACCUAUGACCAGGGUAAGACCUUCAAGGUCAUCGAGUCCAUGCUUGGUGAUUGCCCAAUUGCCAAGAAGUACGACUUCUCCAUCCCAUCUGAUGCUCCUGAUGGUGAGGCUCUUCUCGCCUGGACCUGGUUCAACAAGGUCGGCAACCGUGAGAUGUACAUGAACUGCGCCAUGGUUACAAUUGGCGGAACCUCAAAUGCCAACCAGACCGAUGCCGAUGCCGACACUCACACCAAGAACAUGCACAAGGCCAACAAGGGCGAGGAGAUGAAGAUUUCUCACCCGCCUAUGGCUCUGGCUGCCCACCAGGGCGAAAUGGCCAGCCAGCGUGGAGCCAAGUCCCAGAAGCAGCAAGCCGGCUUUGACAGUCUCCCCGCGCUCUUUGUCGCCAACGUCGAUCAGGAGGGCAAGUGUGUGACCAUCGAGGGCGAGUCUGUCAACUUCCCUAAGCCUGGUGACAAUGUUCUCGGCAAGACUGAUGGAAAGGGCGAUGGUUACAAGUGCACUGGCACCGCUCCCUUCCUCGACAGCAGCGACUCCACCUCCACGGACACCAGCAAGAAUUCCAGUGACUCCACCUCCACGGAUAACACCAACUCGAAGGUUGAUAAGUCGAGCAAGACCUCGACCCAAGACACUGGCAGCAAGGCUCCCAAGACCUCGACUCAGGACAAGGGCAGCAAGGCUUCCAAGACCAACGCUGACUCGGCCCAGACUAAGACCAGCACCGACUCGAGCCAGGCUAAGACUACCGAUUCCAAAGAUUCGAAGACCAACUCCAAGGACUCCAACAAGAAUGCCACUCGCAGCACGCCUCAGUCCAUGUCCAAGAUUGCCCAGGCUUUCGGUACCUCUGGAGUUGCUGUUGCGGACCCCCGUGUCGUGGCCACCGAUGCUUCCACCGUUGCUUCCACCAAUAACGCUUUCUCCAGCUACGUUGGUGGCUUCACUUGCAAGUCUGGCGAGAUCAUUUGCGCUCCUGAUGGAUACAGCUGGGCCAUGUGCUCCAACGGCGCCCCCGUCUUCAUGGGUUCCGUCGCUGCCGGUAUGACCUGCCGCUUUGGCGCCAUGGUUGCCGCUCCUUGGUAA